AUGUCGUUGACAAAAUCAACUAGAGAUGCAUCGAUAAUGAAAAUCAGAAGAGAAAGGAACGUGACGCUCUCAUAUCUAUUACUCACGAAGAGUAACUAUUCGGUGUGGGCAUUGAAGAUGCAGGUGAACUUGAAAGCACAAGGAGUGUGGGAACAAACACAAGGAGUGUGGGAAGCUGUGAUGCUCAACGAGGUCGAUGAACGAAAAGAUAGAAUGGCUCUUUCCGUCAUCUAUCAAGCGCUCCCCGAUGAAAUCCUUCUCAUGGUGGCCGAGAAGGAUUUCGUCAAGCAAGCGUGGAAGACACUAAAGACGAUGCAUGUUGGAGUGGAGAGAGUUAAGGAGACAAAAUUGCAAACCUUGAAGACACACUUCGAGACAAUUCACAUGAUGAACGGGGAGUCUGUGGAUGAUUUCGCUAUUAAAUUGACAUCCAUUAUGACUAGUAUCUGCUUGUUAGGAGUGAGGGUGGAGGAGAUCUUCGUUGUCAAGAAAAUCUUUAAAGACGUACCAAAAAAAUCCAUCCAGAUCGUUACCGUGAUCGAGCAAUUUGGUGACCUCAAGAAUAUGAUCGUCGAGGAGAUCACUGGUCGUCUCAAAAUCACGAGGAGAGACUUCACGGCUAUAAAGACCAAGAGGAGGAGAAUAACCUCUUGCUCACACAUGGUGAAAGGAUGUCAUGAAUGA
Impatiens glandulifera is the source of this 684-nucleotide messenger RNA. RefSeq lists its product as uncharacterized. The coding region runs from base 1 to 684 and encodes 227 amino acids. The record is from RefSeq and is a predicted model, not a curated record. NCBI's taxonomy places the organism in Eukaryota, Viridiplantae, Streptophyta, Magnoliopsida, Ericales, Balsaminaceae. The transcript has a single exon.